AUGUUGGAGAUCUACGGCGACUUGAUGGUGGCGUCCAAGUGCUUCGCCGCAAUACUUGACAAUCAUCAUCCAGCUGAAUGUAACUGGCAAGUUAAGGAGCGGGGAAUCCCGUGCGCUGAAAACCCGGGAAGCCAGCCAGGAUUAAGUAGGUGCAAUUACCUACCGAUACAAACGACCUUCGAACUUUUGCAAUUUUACCAACCUACGGAGUAUCCAGUCUAG
Pyricularia oryzae 70-15 is the source of this 222-nucleotide messenger RNA. RefSeq lists its product as uncharacterized. The record is from RefSeq and is a predicted model, not a curated record. Bases 1 to 222 code for a protein of 73 amino acids. The transcript is spliced from 2 exons. Lineage: Eukaryota; Fungi; Ascomycota; Sordariomycetes; Magnaporthales; Pyriculariaceae.